UAUUGGAAAUGCUGUUGUAAUGUUGGAAUGACCGUUAUAGCAAUGUAAAUGCCUUUAUGGUGCCGUUAAGUUGUUGUAGUAAAUACGAGGCCUAGUUAGUAACGAAGCCUGUGACUUUCCUUAUUGUGGAUGUUACUUGUGAUUUAGUAGGUCGAGUCAGACUUGUGCCUAUGUUGCGAUCCUGAGAGUGAUGACGAAGUAUCUCAUCCACAGUUUAGUGUUAAGUGUAAUGCUGUACAUUUGGGGUGCAGUGGGAUGAAUACACUGUGCCUGUAUGCAACGCAUCAGCUUGUGCCUUUGUCUAGUUGUUCAGGGGUAAUGUGGGGGCCUGGUCCUUCCAGGAUCUAUUGUUAUCUGAGACAAUGUUCUGAUGCUGUGGUGUUCAUUGUGUGGGUGUUUCCGAAUUAUAACAGAUGCUGUAUCUGUGUUUUCUCACCAGUUUUACCUGUUACAAUCAAUAAAUGAUGAUCGGAGUUGGACGGUCAUCCUGGCUUCGAGGGUUUAUUGAACACAUGGUUGUCUACUCGACUAGCGGUGCAACGCAGCGCACAGCGAGGCCGAGAUACAAAAUACCAAAACGUCAAUUUCUCACCCGGGGAAUUGUUUCUGCCAUGGAACAUUUGCCAUACAUGUUGGUAUCAGAAAAUCUCUCUGCAACAUACAAUCAAGAUGAAGUAAAGUGCAUCACUAAAUACUUCAAUGUGGUGACUUUAACGAGUAUUCAAGAAAACAAAGGCUUGGCAGAAAAAGUCGAGGCCAUCGGUAUUUUAUGCUGGGAACUUGUGGUCACCAAAGAUCUCUUGGAUAGUCUUCCUAAUUUGAGGACGGUCGCGAGUUUUGGAGCGGGGGUUGACCAUCUCGACUUGCCUUUGCUCUGGAGCCAUGGCGUCUCUGUGUCCCACACUCCGGAUGUUGUCUCUGCCACCACGGCCGACAUGGGCAUGGCCCUGCUACUUGCCUCUGCCAGGGAGGUGGUGAAUGGUGCCUACCUUACAAAAUCACCAAAUUAUAUGGACGGAGGUCGCAUCUUGGUUGGCGUGGACGUCCAUGGUGCCACUCUUGGGAUCUUAGGAAUGGGUCGUAUUGGCCGUUUGGUAGCAGAAAGAGCCCAUGGUUUUCAUAUGUCCAUUCUAUACCACAAUCGCACAAGGAGACCAAUACAUGAGGAGACAGCCUUGGGUGCUCAAUAUUGCCAAAAGAUUGACGAAGUCCUGGAAAAAUCUGACUUCCUCGUGAUCGCAGUCGAUGCAAACCCAGGAACAGUAAAAAUCAUUGGAGGGCGGGAACUCAAGCUGAUGAAGACCAAUGCCACGAUCAUCAACAUCUCCAGAGGCAUCGUGAUAGACCAAGCUGCUCUCGUGAAAGCCCUCCAGAACAAGUGGAUCAGAGCAGCUGCUCUUGACGUCACCGACCCAGAGCCACUGCCCAGGGAUCACCCUCUGCUGCAACUUCCAAACGUGAUCGUCACUCCUCACAUCGGGGCCUCCACAGUUCACACGAGACGAGAGAUGCUUCAAAGUGUUGCAGCAAAUGCCCUGGCAGCUGUGCAGGGCCGGCCCAUCCCGCACGAAGUGAAACCUCAUCAGGGCUGAAACCCACUACUCGAGCACAACCCAGCGGCGUUGCUAUAUUCAGAAAAUGACGCAAUGUGGGUUGCUGCGAUAACUAAACCUUGCUUCGCACCCAACUGUAUUAACGACACGUUGACUAGCAUCUAACUGUAUUAACUACACAUUGACUAGCAUCUAACUGUAUUAACUACACACGGACUCGCACUGAGCUGCAUGAAGUUAGAAUUUAAAAAAAUUAACUUCCGUAAUUUACAAGCGCAAUAGGUGCUGCUCAUGAUCGGGCACGUACACAUCAUAGAUGCAUGUGCUGAAUUUUACCCAAACAUUUUUUAGAAAUGUUUUGCUCAACACUGCGGUUUUACUGCCUUUAAAUUGUAUGGGAUAUGAAGUCAGUCAUUUGUUCCAAAUGAAACGUUUCAUGAAACAGACAUGAAAAAUACGUUGUAACAAACAGCUGAGAUUAAAAUUGUUUUAUUGAUAUAUAACGUAAACAUUUACAUAAUUCCCUCUGAAGGGUGUCCUGGGAGAAAAAGAGAAUUCACCAAAUGGAAAUCGUUAAGUUGGUGGAUUAAGUUGUUGACAAAGGUGAUUAAUUAGGUGAAUUGUGCAGUCAUCUGUGAGAAUAUGCCAUGAUAAAAAAAACAAUUAAAAUUAAAUUGUAAAGUUGUUCAAGGAAGCUAGCAUGAGUUAUUUUACAUAUAUAACGUCAUCCAGGACACCCCUACAAUCGUAGACUUAAAGUGCCAACAUGAAAUAAACAAAUGGCAUUAAAAACCUUGUACUCAAAAACCUUAAGUGAUCAGAGCAACAUGCGUAAUACAAUAUCACAGAUCGAUUUACAAAUAUCUAAUUCACACAGAAAAUGAAAGUACUAAUAUUGAUGUACUUAACUGCAUAUCUUUAUGAAAUGCAAUAAAUGCGGUUGAAGCUUAUUAAUAAAAAAUAAAUGUUAACGGUGACUAUUUUAUAACCGGUAGUAUUAAUGGAGGUAUCAAUUAAAU
Lethenteron reissneri (Far Eastern brook lamprey) is the source of this 2572-nucleotide messenger RNA. RefSeq names its product probable 2-ketogluconate reductase. Gene Ontology annotation, molecular function: NAD binding; hydroxypyruvate reductase [NAD(P)H] activity; glyoxylate reductase (NADPH) activity. Lineage: Eukaryota; Metazoa; Chordata; Hyperoartia; Petromyzontiformes; Petromyzontidae. The record is from RefSeq and is a predicted model, not a curated record. Gene Ontology annotation, cellular component: cytosol.